AUGAACAAACUUUUGAUGAAGCUCCAGGCUUUCCUGUUGUUCGCAUGUCUCGUGACAACCGCGGCUGCUAGUCCUUCGGCCGGCGAUCUCCCGCAUAGCGAUGGCCAGUAUGACGAACUCGAAUCUAACUCUGACCAGCAUGACCAACCCGACUAUUCCGAUGACACAGGUGGCCCCAAGGCCUGUUCCCCAACAGGGAACAGCGUUCCUGGUUUUAGGGCUAGGUUUUACUCUCACAAAUAUCUUGACCAGGAGCCGUCUUAUAGCGACGAUUACCUGAUGUACAAGUACCAAACCGAAGCGGAGCUGCUGGCAGAGAAAUCUGGUAUAACAUCGCCUUCCUUUGACAUCUCACACAAGCCAAACGUUGUUGCUGACGGACAAGUCUACGGCUUGGACAUUACGAUUACGAAUUUCACUUUAGAAUUGACGGGCUACUACAAAGCUCCCCAAUCCGGUACUUACACCAUAAAAGCUAAUGAAGUUGAUGAUGGAUUUCUCCUCAUGUUGGGACAGGGUGCCUUCGCGUGCUGUAACACUGAUCAAUUGGGCCACAACACUAACGAUAUUACGAUGCGAAGCUUCUCGGAAGAAGAUACGGGUACAAUUAUUUCGAAGCGUAGCUCCGGCGAUCAAGGUAUGACUUAUGCUCAAAUCAAUCUCCUCGAGGGACUGUACUACCCAUUCCGUAUUGUCUACUAUAAUAAAGAGAGUUCUGCUAUUAUGAAGGUAACUAUGAUUAGACCAGACAAUACAGAGUCUAGUGAUCUGGAAGAUGUGUACUCUUUCCCAGACACUGACAACAAGGGUAACACCUGUGAUGUUGGCGUUAUCUUCUCUACCACCACUACGGACUGGACGGGAUCUGUUACCUCUACCUACUCCACUGACGUGUCCACAUUCACGGGCUCCGAUGGUUCCUCAACCACUGAGACCAUCUACUACGUUGAGACACCGAUUGUUGGCAAGAACUCUACUACUGUCACGGGUUGGACCGGAUCAGUGACGUCCACGUACUCCACUGAGUUGACCACCUUCACUGGAUCUGAUGGUAUUCCAACUACAGAGACCAUUUACUACGUCGAAACCCCAAUUGUAGGUAUCAACUCCACUACUGUCACAGGAUGGACCGCUUCGGUGACCUCCACCUACUCCACAGAAUUGACUACAUUCACUGGGUCCGACGGCAUUCCAACGACCGAAACUAUCUACUACGUUGAGACACCGAUUGUUGGCAAGAUCUCUACUACAGUCACCGGAUGGACCGGGUCAGUGACGUCCACGUUUUCUACUGCGUUGACUACAUUCACCGGGUCAGAUGGCAUUCCAACGACCGAAACUAUCUACUACGUUGAGACACCGAUUGUUGGCAAGGACUCUACUACCGUCACAGGUUGGACUGGCUCAGUGACAUCUACCUAUUCUACAGAGUUGACUACAUUCACUGGGUCCGACGGUAUACCAACGACCGAAACUAUCUACUACGUGGAAACGCCAAUUGUUGGUAAGAACUCCACUACUGUCACUGGUUGGACUGGAUCAGUGACCUCCACGUACUCCACUGAGUUGACCACUUUCACCGGGUCAGAUGGCAUUCCAACUACGGAGACUAUCUACUACGUCGAGACUCCAAUUGUUGGUAAGAACUCCACUACCGUCACAGGUUGGACUGGCUCAGUGACAUCUACCUAUUCUACAGAGUUGACUACCUUCACUGGAUCUGAUGGUAUUCCAACCACGGAGACUAUCUACUACGUUGAGACUCCAGUUGUG
Lachancea lanzarotensis is the source of this 1773-nucleotide messenger RNA. Lineage: Eukaryota; Fungi; Ascomycota; Saccharomycetes; Saccharomycetales; Saccharomycetaceae. The record is from the annotation of a RefSeq genome assembly.